CUGAGCGUAACAGGCGAAGUUUGUAAUCACCACCUUUUUUGAGUUUUUCUUUGUUUUUACGGGCUUUGGUGUGGACGGUAGUGUAUGUUUGAGUCACAAAAAACGGUGGGAUUAGUACAACAGCCUUAAAAUGACCAAAGAAAAGCGACACAGGAGAAGGGAAUCUCCGGACCGGGAGUCCAAAGUUAAGAUUAAGCAGGAGAAAGUGAGCCCUGUUAGGCCACAGAGAUCACGCCGCUCCAGGUCGAGAUCCCCCGGCUACUCCAGUCCUCCGAGGCAGGGAACAAGCAGGUCACCUGCCAGAAUGAGGGAUCGCUCUCCGGAUAGAAGAGAGACAUCUCCCGCCAGACGGAGCAGCAGAUCUCCCAGAAAUAGGAGAAGCCGCAGUCCUAAUCGUGGUGCUGAAGUCAGAAUAAAGCGGGAACGGGAGGAGCAUCGGUCUAGUGGUGACGAGCGGAGAAGAAGAAACGACCGGCCAGAGGAAAGGCGGAGCAGGUGGGAAUCAGACAGACCUCAGGAGACAGAGCGUGGUGGAGAGAGACACCGGGAACGAGGCGCUCUUGGAUCCCAACAAGCUGAGAGACGUCAGCACGAUGAGCGACGCAGAGAAAACCGUCAGAGGCGUGAAGAAAACCAAGAGCAAGAUUUUGGACAGUCCGAAGAAGGGAGUGACACAAACGAGCCUCCUGUUGAGAAAGAGAAGCCCAACUUUGGACUGUCAGGCGCCCUCACAGAAGAUACGAACACAUUCCGCGGAGUGGUGAUCAAGUACAACGAGCCACCUGAGGCUCGCAUUCCCAAGCGAAGAUGGCGACUGUACCCUUUCAAGAACGACGAACCUCUUCCAGUCAUGUACAUUCACAGACAGAGUGCCUAUCUGUUGGGGCGGCAGAGAAAAAUUGCUGAUAUUCCCAUUGACCACCCAUCUUGCUCCAAGCAACAUGCAGUAUUCCAGUACAGACUGAUGGAGUUUACACGUUCAGAUGGCACCCCUGGCCGUAGAGUAAAGCCUUACAUCAUUGACUUGGGCUCCGGCAACGGCACCUACCUAAACAACCAGCGCAUUGACCCCCAACGCUAUUAUGAGCUCAAAGAAAAAGACGUUCUCAAAUUUGGUUUCAGCAGCCGCGAGUAUGUCCUCCUGCACGAGUUCUCAGACACAAGCGAGGUGGACGCCAAGCUGGAAGAGGAAGACGAGGGACUCGAUGAGUAAAUUGUUCCCAUAAAACUGUAUUGCUAAAUUUGUUCAGGUUAGAUAACAUCAUCAUUAUCGUCAAAGUUCAACAAAUAGCUGUUUCUGCAGGGAAAGGGACAAUAAAUGGAACUAGUAAACAAAUAAUGGAGCAAGGCUGGUCUGUAUAUUUUGUAAUUACCAAACGAUUGCUUAAACCUGCCUCAACUGUCUAAAAGAAGACUUCCUAUUCUCAGGUUGUUUGUGCAAUGUCUUUGCAUGUCUGAUCUCACAUCUGACAGUGCUCACCAUUUAAAAAAUUAAAAA
Molecule: messenger RNA, 1498 nt
Organism: Scomber japonicus (chub mackerel)
Lineage: Eukaryota; Metazoa; Chordata; Actinopteri; Scombriformes; Scombridae
Gene: snip1
Product: Smad nuclear interacting protein
Exons: 4
Coding region: 131-1213 (360 amino acids)
Biological process (GO): miRNA processing
Cellular component (GO): nucleus
Molecular function (GO): protein binding; mRNA binding
Source: RefSeq, a predicted model, not a curated record